Messenger RNA from Zea mays, 1269 nucleotides. RefSeq lists its product as uncharacterized. Lineage: Eukaryota; Viridiplantae; Streptophyta; Magnoliopsida; Poales; Poaceae. The coding region runs from base 176 to 1012 and encodes 278 amino acids. The record is from RefSeq and is marked provisional. Gene Ontology annotation, biological process: iron-sulfur cluster assembly. The transcript is spliced from 2 exons.
GGCCAAGGGCGUCAUCUUCUGCUCCAUCUCCGAGGCCAUCCGUGAGUACCCGGACCUUGUCAGGCGCUACCUCGGCAGCAUCGUACCGCCGGGCGACAACUACUAUGCCGCCCUCAAUUCAGCGGUGUUCAGCGACGGAUCCUUCUGCUACGUGCCCAAGGACACGGUCUGCCCCAUGGAAAUUUCGACUUACUUCAGGAUCAACGACAAGGAGACAGGCCAGUUUGAGAGGACUCUGAUUGUAGCCGAUGAGAGAAGCACUGUUAGCUAUUUGGAAGGCUGCACUGCACCAGCAUAUGACUCAAAUCAGCUCCAUGCUGCGGUUGUGGAGCUUGUGUGUGAGAAUGGGGCAGAGAUUAAGUACUCCACGGUGCAGAAUUGGUACUCCGGUGAUGAGGAGGGGAGAGGAGGCAUUUAUAACUUUGUGACAAAGAGGGGAAGGUGCAAAGGGCGGGGUUCGAAGAUCUCAUGGACACAGGUUGAGACAGGAUCUGCUAUUACAUGGAAGUACCCAAGCGUUGAGCUCGUCGGGGAUGACAGUGUUGGAGAGUUCUACUCGGUUGCGCUUACAAAGGAUUGCCAGCAAGCAGACACAGGGACGAAAAUGAUCCACAAGGGGAAAAAUUCACGCAGCCGGAUUAUAUCCAAGGGCAUCUCUGCAGGGAAGUCAAGGAAUUGCUACCGUGGCUUGGUCCUGAUGAACUCUAGUGCAGAGAAUGCUUAUAAUUCUUCACAGUGUGACUCAUUGUUGAUCGGGGAUAAUGCGGCUGCGAACACCUAUCCCACCAUUCAGGUGGGGUGCACUAGUGGCCGGGUUGAGCAUGAGGCAAGCACUUCCAAAAUUGGAGAGGAUCAGCUAUUUUAUUUCCAGCAAAGAGGGGUAGAUCAUGAAAAGGCAGUUGCCGCCAUGAUUGGUGGAUUCUGCAGAUCUGUUUUCGAGCACCUUCCCUAUGAAUUCGCACAGGAGGUGGACGCACUCAUGAACCUGAAACUCGAGGGAUCAGUUGGCUAAUUUGUUGGCUCAGCGAUUUCGUGUAAUACUCCAUGACAGCCAGUUAGCUAGAAAAUCCAUGUGUACAGCAGUACGAGAAGAAUAAAUUACAGGAUAAGUAUACAUUUCCUGGCUGGUUGUAAUACUGAAUGUUGAUGAUGUCUAUGGCAAUUGGCAACGAACUAUGAAGAUGUAGCAGUUGAGCCUGUUUGUCUUCUGUUGCCCAGUUUUUGCUAUUGCUGUAAGCGAGCUCACAUGGCUCACCUAUACAAGAACGG